CCAGGUUAAUUAGACCUGACAUUGUUGAGGCAUCUGCCAGAAGCCUGGGCUGGAAGACAGCUUCCCUACCACAGUCUUCAUGCUCUGAAGAAUCCCUAGUAAGUCAUUUCUGGAAUCAGAGGUGGAGUCCAGGGCCAAGAGUCUGGUCACUUGACCUCAUACUGGUAAGGACCAUGUUCCAGUUUUCAUCACUUCCUGUCCUUCUGUGUGUGAUGACAGUGUCCUGCUCAGAAAUAAAAUCCUGUGAAGAUGCCCAGAAGACCUGUUCAGUGAUUACCUGUGGCAUCCCGGUCACCAAUGGGUCUCCAGGCAGAGAUGGGCGAGAUGGACCCAAAGGAGAGAAAGGAGAACCAGGGCAAGGGCCCAGAGGCUUGCAGGGCCCUCCGGGGAAAAUGGGGCCUCCAGGAAUUCCAGGAGCUCCUGGAUUAGCAGGACUAAAGGGCCAAAAAGGAGAUCAUGGAGGCAGUUCAGUUGCUGAGACUACGCUGGCUGACGUAGAGAGAGAGAUAAGGCACCUGAAGUCACAAUUGUACCACAUGAAAAAAUUACAAACAUUCUCCUUGGGCAAAAGAUCUGGAAAGAAGCUCUAUGUGACCAAUGGUGAAAAAAUGCCUUUUUCCAAGGUGAAGGCUCUGUGCAAUGAGCUCCAGGCCACCGUGGCAACCCCCAAGAGUGCUGAGGAGAACGAGGCCAUACAGCAUGUGGCUGAGGACAGUGCCUUCCUGGGCAUCACAGAUGAAGUGACCGAAGGCCAGUUUGUGUAUAUGACAGGAGGGGGACUGACCUACAGCAACUGGAAGAAAGAUGAGCCAAAUGACUAUGGCUCAGGGGAGGAUUGUGUGGCCCUUCGAACAGACGGACUAUGGAAUGAUGUCUCCUGCUCUUCCUCCUACCUAGCUGUCUGUGAAUUCCCAGCCUGAAAAGGCAUUCCUCAACCCAUCCUUGGCUCUCUGCAGAGCUCUCUGCUGCUCUACAAGAGAAUUCAGUGAUGGUUUUCUCAUGCCCAGUGUUGAUUCAUCCCUUCGUGCGGUUGGGAGGAAAAGGAAGUGAUGUAUUUGAUUGUGGGAUGAGGAAGUGAAAAGUGGCUGAAAGUGGGACAUGAAGGUUUCUGGUCCUGCUUGUGGCAAAGGACACCCUCUGUCCUGCCUAAGAGCACAGCUUUGGGUCACAGUCAACCAUGGAAAGGGCCCAGGCUAGCCCUCUCCUUUCCAGUGAGGACACUGCAGACCCCCAGAGGAACCAAUGCAGGGCCACAUGGGUGUCAGAGUCAGCAGCAGAUCUCAGCCUCCAAAAGUUCCAAUUCCUGUUUGUCCAAGUGCCACCACUAUUGAUGCCAAACUCUCCUACCCUUGGUUCCUUCCCAUGGCUAGCCCAGCCCUAUCUAUGACACGGGUACUGUCUUUAGUUGUUCGUGAGCUGCACCAGAACACCCUUCACCACCAGAAUGUAUCACCUGGCAGUAUGCAAUUACAAUCUUAGAACUU
Phyllostomus discolor (pale spear-nosed bat) is the source of this 1484-nucleotide messenger RNA. Its product is annotated as mannose-binding protein A-like. Lineage: Eukaryota; Metazoa; Chordata; Mammalia; Chiroptera; Phyllostomidae. The transcript is spliced from 5 exons. The record is from RefSeq and is a predicted model, not a curated record. The coding region runs from base 174 to 920 and encodes 248 amino acids. Gene Ontology annotation, biological process: positive regulation of phagocytosis; surfactant homeostasis. Gene Ontology annotation, cellular component: multivesicular body; rough endoplasmic reticulum.